Molecule: messenger RNA, 1311 nt
Organism: Paramecium tetraurelia
Lineage: Eukaryota; Ciliophora; Oligohymenophorea; Peniculida; Parameciidae
Exons: 1
Source: RefSeq, a predicted model, not a curated record
AUGGAUAGAGAACUUAUAUCUAUUACCAUCACAAACUAUAAAAGCGACGAAAAUGUGGAGGGCCCAUAUGAAAAACAAUUUAGAAGUGAUUGCACUAUGGCAUAAGUUUUGCAAGAAUUUGGACUAGAUUCUGCAUUAAUUGUUGGCUACAAAGACAUUAUUGAGUCUAAUAAAAUUUUGAAAAAAGUAUAUGAGGAAUCUCCAUAAUUCAUAUCAUAAGGGUAUCAACCUAAAUAGCUUCAAUUAAAAAUUAUACACUAAUAGAAUAAUCUUUAAGGGAAUACUAAAUGUAAAUUUUAUAUAAAAAAUGUGGUUGACUAACCUUUUAUUGAAUAUAUCCUGGUAGAUUAAAAUUACACUAUAUGCUCGAAGAUUAAAGCCGAAAACUCAGUUAUUCACAACAAUAAAAUUGCAGAUAGAGAAGAACAAUUUAAAAACAUCUAAAGUGAUCAUUAGAUCGAAUUGAGUAUAAUUCCAAAUAGUGAAGGAGAGAUAGAUAAAUUGAGUUAAAUGUAGGUUCAAAUUUUUUCUGAUCAAAUUUAAAACCAUGGCUCUUAUAAAGAUGGUAAUGUAAUUAGAGAAAAACUAUUAUACUUAGAGAUUGAGGAAAAGUCAAUUAUAAUUUAAAGCCUAAUAGAAAAAUUCAACAAUAAGAAUAAUGACAACAUCUUUGCACCUCUAAAGUAGCAAAGGGAUUUUGGAAUUCUAAAAGAAAAUUGUAAGAUUAUUUCCGAAACAGAAUCCUUGUGUAAAUUAAUAGGCUUGCGUAAUGAGAAACAGGGAAAUCACCUUUAGCAAAGGGCAGACGAAUAAAAACGUAUAGUUAAUGUAUUUUACAAUGGGAAAUAGAUUUUGCAUGAAAUUUUCGAGAAAGAUGAUGAGGUAAAAGCAAUUGAUAAUAAAUUACCCGAAGAACUUAGAGGGAAGGUAGAUUUUAUCAUACCUGAUAAUGUUGUGGUAUAAGAAUACCAGGAGUUAGGUGAAUUGUCAUACAAUGUUAAUGAUGAAAUAAAUUUACAAGUUAUAAAUAGAUAAGUAUUAUAUGAUAAGAUGGAGACUGUUUUGAAAUAAGCAUUGUAGUAAGUUUAGAAAUUGAAAUAGGACUAAAAUGAUAUUGAAAUCAGAGAGGACUAAAAUGAUAUUAAAAUUAAAUAGGAAUUGUCAGCAUAUAGCCUUAUUUUGGAGAAAGACUAAACGAUUGAUAGGCUCUAAUAGGUUAUAGAAUAAUUAAGGUUUAAGAAGAGUAAAUAAGAACAGAUUCUUGAGAUUCAAAAUAUAACUGAAACAGUCAGCAAACAAAUAGAUACAUGA